This is a messenger RNA of Blastomyces gilchristii SLH14081, 3258 nucleotides long. Its product is annotated as cysteinyl-tRNA synthetase. Gene Ontology annotation, molecular function: cysteine-tRNA ligase activity; ATP binding. Lineage: Eukaryota; Fungi; Ascomycota; Eurotiomycetes; Onygenales; Ajellomycetaceae. The transcript is spliced from 2 exons. The record is from RefSeq and is a predicted model, not a curated record. The coding region runs from base 596 to 3130 and encodes 844 amino acids. Gene Ontology annotation, biological process: cysteinyl-tRNA aminoacylation. Gene Ontology annotation, cellular component: cytoplasm.
UUUAAGGUGGGAGGCUGCCUCUUGGGUAAUUUACGUCCCCGCGAGCCUGUGUCGACCUUGGAUGCAACAAUCUGCGAGCCCCAAGGCUGUCCGAUCAAUGUGCUGUGUGGAAACGAGCCAAAGCGCGUGUUGGUCACUUUCCCUUCGUCAUAACCAAGGUUUUCGUCAUCGUGAGUCUUGAGCACCGUGGGCAUCAGCAGAUUUCGCCGCAAAUGGAGCAUGGCCAAAGAAUCUGCCCUGGCCGUGGAGCCUGGAGUAAGGAAUGGCGACGGCAUGGCGAGGUGAACACCUGUGAAGUAGAGAAGACAAUAUCCUAAACGAUUUCCAAAAAUAUAUGUACCUAUAGGAAAAAGGAAGACCCAGUUCAAGCUAGUAGUUAUCUUCGUAUCGCAUUAUGCUGGCUGGAUUUGGCCAAAUAGGGUUUAGGGCAAGAACUUCUCCUUCCAACUCCCCGCAUCGCAGAAGAACCAUGCAGGAAACAUCCGCAGCCUGACGCCUCUGCCCCCCCUCGUCCACCCCUCGUCCACCCCUCGUCUCCCUUCUCUUUUUACAUCCUCUUCUCUUCCUCUUGUUCUCCCAUGUCUGUCUCUCAUUUAUGAGGCCCUUCUUCCGCGCCGGUUGCUUAUCCAGCCACUUUGACUUAGCCAAAACGCGCCCUGCCCUUUUCCGCCCCUGCAGCAGCUCCAUCCCAGUCACAACCAUGUCGACAGCUCGCGAGCAACCGCCGUGGAACCAGCCUAAGCCGCAUCCUGAAUCCGCUUCACGUCUGCCUCCCUUGAAGAUUUACAAUUCUCUUACCAGAUCGAAAGUCCCAUUCGUUCCUCUUGACCCCAGUGGCCGAACGGUUACUUGGUAUGCAUGCGGUCCGACCGUCUACGACGAUGCGCAUCUAGGCCAUGCCAGAAACUAUGUCAGCAAUGAUAUUCUACGGCGAAUAAUGCGCGAUUAUUUCAAGUUCGAUGUCAAGUUUAUUAUGAAUAUCACGGAUGUGGAUGAUAAGAUUAUUUCAAGAGGCCGACAACAGCAUUUCUUUACCGAAUUCGUAUAUUCCCACCCUACGGUUGAUGAUAAAGUUAUUGAGAUAGCUCUCUCGGCGUAUUCCGCUUAUCUGGAGAAGAAGCUUCCACUGCUCGAGGCUGGACUAGCUCCGGAGCGCUAUCAGGACGAGGUGGAGAAGGUAUACGCUACCAUCUUGAAUGGUGGAGCUCUUGAUGGCAAUGGAAAGCCUGGAGACGACGAAGCAAAAUUGAAAAUGCACAUAAAAACCGCGUCUUCUGCCGCGAAUGCGCUCGCAAAAGUAUCAUCCGCGGAGGAGAGUAUCUUGAGUGAAACAUUCUACAACGAUGUCAAGGAUGUGCUACUAGAAUAUCUUGAUUCAGUUCAUGGAUCUUCGAUACGCGGGGAGGACCGUUUGAUCUUCACAAAAUUAGCGAAGAAGUAUGAGGCGCGUUUCAUGCAGGAUGUCCGGGAUUUAAAUGUCCUAGACCCUGACGCCAUUACCCGAGUGACGGAGUAUAUGCCGGAGAUCGUGAGCUUUGUCGAGAGGAUUAUCGAUCAUAAAUUCGGCUAUGUCACUUCUGAUGGGUCUGUUUAUUUUGACAUUACGGCUUUUGAGGCUUCAGGGAAUAGUUAUGCUAGAUUGGAGCCCUGGAAUCGGAAUGAUACGAAACUUCAGGCGGAGGGAGAAGGCGCCUUAACAAAAAAGACAACAGAAAAACGUUCUGCUGCAGAUUUCGCUCUUUGGAAGGCCUCUAAAGCGGGUGAACCUAGCUGGCCGAGCCCCUGGGGUGAUGGCCGCCCUGGCUGGCAUAUUGAAUGCUCAGCCAUGGCAUCGGCCAAGCUUGGGAAGCAGAUGGAUAUCCAUUCCGGUGGAAUUGAUCUGGCAUUUCCACAUCACGACAAUGAGCUGGCUCAAAGUGAAGCUUACUGGCAUGAAACAUGCGCUGACCACCACUGGGUGAACUACUUCCUGCACAUGGGACACCUUUCUAUUCAGGGGUCGAAGAUGUCGAAAUCACUCAAGAACUUCACUACUAUCCGGGAGGCUCUUGAUAAAGGUGACUGGACCCCUAGAAGCCUUCGCAUUGUUUUCCUAUUAGGUGGAUGGAAGGAUGGAAUCGAAAUCACAGAGGAUCUCGUGAAGGCUGGAAAUGCCUGGGAAGAGAAAACCAACAACUUUUUCAUCAAAGCUAAAGAUGCAGUGGCACAACAAGACGUUACGCCAGGCUCAAAAGAAAACACUUUCGCCGUCGCGCUUAAGUCCGCACAGGAUGCUGUUCAUCAGAGCUUGUGUGAUUCGUUUAAUACUGCCGGUGCGAUGUAUGCGAUAUCGGAACUUAUAUCCAAAUACAACAUCGCUGAUAAAUCCACGUUAGCAAUCAAGGAUGUACAGGAAGCUGCAACCUGGGUAACAUCAAUGGUCAACAUUUUCGGUCUCAACGGUAGCGCAUCACCGACCACAAGUGAAAUUGGCUGGUCGGGCAUUGAUAUUCCAGAUGCUGCAAAACCAUAUCUCUACCCUCUGUCUACAAUGCGGGAUUCUCUUCGAGAAGUUGCCAGAGCCAAAGACGGAAUAUCAGAGGAGACCAUAAAAGGUAUUGUUGAGAAAGGAACUGCAGCAAUCCAACAACCAUCUGAGGUGCCUGAGGUAGAAGCGGGGGUAUACAAAAAUCUCCUCUCGGAUUUCUGCGCAAAAGUCUCCUCCCUCGAGCAGACGAGCUCCAUUUCGAAGGAAAUCCUUACCCUUUGCGACCGCGUCCGUGACAUAGACCUAUUUGAUCUCGGAGUCUACCUCGAAGACCGCGAUAACCAGCCCGCCCUAGUUCGCCCUCUCACCAGGGAAUUGAUCCAAGCGCGUGAAGAGAAAGCUGCUCGGGCACACCAAAAGCAGAUAGAGAAAGAAAAUAAAGAAAAGGAGACACUAAAGAGAGCUGAGAAGGGUAAAACCAGUCACCUCGAGUUAUUCCGGACCAGUGAGUUUAGUGCUUGGGACGAGGACGGGUUGCCCACUAGAGACGCAGCUGGGGAAGAAAUCACAAAGAGCAGAAGCAAAAAAUUGAGGAAGGAUUGGGAAAGACAGAAAAAGGCACAUGAAGCAUGGUUAGCAAGCAAUAAAGCGAAUGUUUCUUAGAUAGAAAAUGUCAUCAGUUUUAGUUUUCAGGAUUUCGUCGGCUUAGCAUUAAACUAUUUCGGGGGCUUUUUAAAUUCUAUCUUUCACUUUCUCGAAGUUAUGCAAGAUUGAUUUGAAAAACUCAUUUU